AUGUUGGAAAAGGCUGAUAGUGACAACGAGUCCUCGCCGUCGCCGGCGUCACCAACUACAACGCCAGCCGCACCUGCUGGACGAGCAAGCAGCCCCGUUCUGGCUCGGCGGUCGAUGCCCUUGAGCGACGUGCUGCGGCGAGUCAAGAGGGCCCGAGAAAGUAGUGCAGGCGGCGCCGCAAC
This is a messenger RNA of Amoebophrya sp. A120, 182 nucleotides long. The record is from the annotation of a GenBank genome assembly. NCBI's taxonomy places the organism in Eukaryota, Dinophyceae, Syndiniales, Amoebophryaceae.